Molecule: messenger RNA, 276 nt
Organism: Trypanosoma cruzi
Lineage: Eukaryota; Euglenozoa; Kinetoplastea; Trypanosomatida; Trypanosomatidae
Product: trans-sialidase, putative
Exons: 1
Source: RefSeq, a predicted model, not a curated record
UCACGCUUCUACAUUGGAGGGGAUGGAGGCAGCGCAGGGAGCAAAGAAGACGUGCCUGUGACCUUGUCGAAUGUCCUGCUGCACAACCGCCCGUUGGAUGACAAUGAGAUCCGCGUCCUCAACGCAAACAAAAUUUCUAUUCCAAAGCUGACAGAUCUGAAAACAUUGGCGGCAAGAGCAACGGAUGAAGGUACCGCUCGUGGCAGCACUGUUUGCGGAGGCGGACUGCUGCCGCUGCUCCUUCUGCUUGGAUUGUGGGGGAUUGCCGCUUCUUGA